This is a messenger RNA of Nymphaea colorata (pocket water lily), 1214 nucleotides long. Its product is annotated as probable carboxylesterase 2. Bases 70 to 1056 code for a protein of 328 amino acids. Lineage: Eukaryota; Viridiplantae; Streptophyta; Magnoliopsida; Nymphaeales; Nymphaeaceae. Gene Ontology annotation, molecular function: hydrolase activity. The transcript has a single exon. The record is from RefSeq and is a predicted model, not a curated record.
GUAUGGACAAGAAAAGGAUUGAACAAUACCGCCCUCUCUCUCUGUCGAGUUUCAAGAGCGACGGAGAAGAUGGAAGCCUCCAAGGAGAUUGACAUCGAGCUCUUCCCCUUCCUUCGCGUGUACAAGGACGGCCGCGUGGAGAAGAUCCACGUUCCCAAGAUCGUCCCUCCCUCCCCACACCCGGACUCCGGCGGUGUAGCCUCCAAGGACGUUGUCAUUUCGCCGGAAACCGGCGUGUGCGUACGCCUUUUCCGCCCCCAUCCACCGCCUCCCCCUGGUAAGAAGCUCCCCAUCCUCUUCUACAUCCACGGCGGCGGCUUCUGCAUCGAGUCCGCCCGCUCCGACAUCUACACCUCCUUUCUCAAUGCCAUCACCGCGCAGGCUGGCGUUAUCGGCGUCUCGGUCGACUACCGCCUCGCGCCGGAGCACCCCGUACCCACUCCCCACCUCGAUUCUUGGGCUGCCCUCCAGUGGGUGGCUCGCCAGGCUUCCGGCGGGCCGCACUGCGAGCCCUGGCUCGCAGACCACGGCGACUUCGACCAGAUCUUCCUCGGCGGCGAUAGCGCCGGCGGGAACAUCGCCCACCACCUUGCGAUGGCCGCCAGCGGCUGCCCAGUCAUCGGCCCGCUUCCCGCCGACAACCUCCCCAUGAGCAUCACCGGCCUUAUCCUGUUCCACCCUUACUUCGCCGGCUGGACGCCAGUCGACGACGAGUUCGUGACGAAGCAGAGGGAGGAAUCGGCGGCGCUGUGGCGCGUCACCUGCCCGGGGGCGGCCGCGGGGACAGACGACCCGCUCGUUCACCUCUUGGCCGACAGCGCGCCGGAACUUUCGCAGCUCCGCUGCCGGCGCGUCCUGAUAUUCGCCGCCGGCGUGGACUACUUGGGCGACAGGGCGCGGCUGUACAACGAGCUGCUCGGAAGGGGCGGGUGGGAGGGUGUGGUGGAGUUCGAGCAGCACGACGAUGAGGACCACGUCUUCCAUCUGAUGAAGCCCACCUGCGACAACGCCAAAUCCCUCAUGAACCGCGUCGUCGCCUUCAUAAACCGCGACUGAAAGGGACGGAGACGAAAGGAACAGAGAUCAUCUUCCUCGAUGGUCUCUCGCCCCAAUUAUUCUCUGAACUCUGCAUUUCAGAAUUGUUGCUUUGUAAUGCAUGUGUUGGUUCUUAUCAUGAGUGUCAGAAUUGAAUAAUUUUGUGUUUCGUCUUUGAA